Molecule: messenger RNA, 2231 nt
Organism: Anopheles aquasalis
Lineage: Eukaryota; Metazoa; Arthropoda; Insecta; Diptera; Culicidae
Gene: Art7
Product: arginine methyltransferase 7
Biological process (GO): chromatin remodeling; peptidyl-arginine methylation, to asymmetrical-dimethyl arginine
Molecular function (GO): histone methyltransferase activity; protein-arginine N-methyltransferase activity
Source: RefSeq, a predicted model, not a curated record
CGAAAAAAAGGAAAAUGCGAUGACAGCGUGGCCCUAUGGAAAAGACGAUUAUGACAGAUCCGUAAACAAAACGUGUUAGUCCUGUUUUUCUUGCGUUUUGUGGCCACGACCGGAACGGUUCUCGACCCGAAAUGGCAACCCUCGGUGGUCGACCGGACGAUUUGUCCUCCGAGGACGAUGGUGUGUUCGAUCUGCGACAGGAGAUAGCACGCAGCGCCUUCGCCGACAUGUGCCACGACUGGGAGCGUAACCAAAAGUACGACCGCGCUCUGCAGCUGACGAUCGCAAGGCUGCAUGCGGCGGGCCGAGAGGCACACGUGCUGGACAUCGGCACCGGUAGCGGCCUUCUGUCCAUGAUGGCCAUACGAGCCGGUGCGGACAGUGUGGUUGCCUGUGAAGCUUUCCGUCCAAUGGCAGACUGUGCGGAGCAGGUACUGGCGGCUAACGGGAUGCAGAACCGGGUGCGCUUGCUGAAGAAACGAUCGACGAAGGUGUCCGUGGGCCCGGGGCUCGAUAUGGAACGGCGAGCGAACGUACUGGUGACGGAGCUGUUCGAUACGGAACUGAUUGGCGAGGGAGCCCUCGGAACGUACCGGCACGCACUGGAGCAUCUACUGACGGAAGACGUGCUGACGAUACCGCACGCCGCCACCGUGUACGCCCAGGUGGUAGAGUGUCCUUUGGCACUCGGCUGGCAGCAGCUAAAGACCCUUUCCAACGCCGACGGCGAUAUCCUUCUUCGGGUACCACCGGAUGUAGUGGCAUGCCGAGGCUCCAACGCCGUCUUCGAUGUACAGCUCAGCCAGCUUCCCGUGGGAUGUUUUCGAGUGCUCACGGAACCGAUCCCGGUAUUCCGAUUUGAGUGGGACAAUCGCAACGAGCUGCAGCUGCAACGCAGCGUGAAGAGUGUAUGCCAAGCGCGCAACGCCGGAUUCCCGCAGGCCGUGUUCAUGUGGUGGGAUCUGACGAUGGACAAAGUAGGCGAAGUGUUGCUUAGCUGUGCCCCUUACUGGGCACAUCCUGAUUUCCAGCGACUUAAAUCCGCCGCGGAACAUCGAGAACAGCGUGUUCCAGAAAGUAACGUAAUCCCGUGGCGCGAUCACUGGAUGCAGGCCAUCUAUUUUCUGCCACCGAUUAAAAUCCCGCUACAAUCAGGGCACGAGUUUACCCUACGAGCGUACCAUGAUGAAUAUUCGUUAUGGUUCGCGGUCGGCGACGAGGACACUGCUACCGACGGUGCCCCGCACUGUACCUGUGGAUGGCACAUUGCUCAAUCACGUUCGCGCAUCGGUCAGCUGAACGAUAGUUUGCGGAACAAACGGUACCUCAACUACUUCGAGCGUGUCUUUUCGAGCGACUCGGUGGUGCUGGUUCUCAGUGAAGGUUCACUGUUGGGACUGGCCGCCGCACGGAUGGGUGUUAAGCAGGUAUUGCUGUACGAACCGAACGCCAUAUCGCGUCGCUGCAUGGAAGCGUUCGUAGAGCACAACAGCGUAAAGAAUGUGCAAUUUCUAUCUUCCGCCGAUGCGCUCACGCCUGCCAGUGCCGCCGAGGUGACACACGUUUUUAGCGAACCCCACUUUCCGUCUGCCAUUCUACCGUGGGACAAUCUGCACUAUGGUGAUCUCGUGAAAAACUUGCGUCCAUUGUUGCCACCUAGUGUCGCGUACAUUCCCAGCUCAGGCACCCUGUACGCGUUGCCGGUGGAGUUCCUGGAUUUGCAGAAAAUCAAUGCUCCCCUGGGGACGCGCGAAGGAUUCGACCUCUCGCCGAUGGACCGUCUAAUCGCCGAGAAUUCCAUCUUCUCCGACUCGCCGGUCGAGGCGCAACCGCUUUGGGAGUAUCCAGCAUACGCGCUAGCUGGUCAGAGCCGCCUGAUGGAGAUUAGUUUUGCGAGCGACUUUGAUGAAACGAAGGUCGAACAGGGAGAAAUGCGUCUGCGGGAUCCGGAGCGACUGAAUGGGAUUGCUAUUUGGGUGGAAUGGCACCUGGACGGUAGCCACAGCCCCAAAACAACCAUCUCGAGUGGACCGCUAGUGCCUGUGGAGGAGUCUUCCGUAGAACCGAUCCGUUGGAACGCUAACUGGCGUCAAGGGGUGCAUUUGGUGCGUAGCCAUCCGAACCGAAAGGCCACCAUUCCUUGGACAGUAAAGUUUAACCCAACGCUCAGCAACGUAUACUUUCAUUUUGAUUAUAUGGAAAAAUAAAUGAAAUGGUUCGAGAUGAUCACA